Henningerozyma blattae CBS 6284 is the source of this 483-nucleotide messenger RNA. RefSeq names its product Aim19p (gene AIM19). The record is from RefSeq and is a predicted model, not a curated record. The transcript has a single exon. Gene Ontology annotation, cellular component: mitochondrion. Bases 1 to 483 code for a protein of 160 amino acids. NCBI's taxonomy places the organism in Eukaryota, Fungi, Ascomycota, Saccharomycetes, Saccharomycetales, Saccharomycetaceae.
AUGGAUAGUUCAGCUGCAUCAUCUAAUUCUAUAUCUAAUAAAUUAUCUCAAUUAUAUAGAUCUGCAAUCCCAUCGGGCAUUCAAGCUUUAGCUUUAGGGAUCACCCCACUAGUGUCACCAUCAGUAUUAAUAACGAAUCCAAAUGCUAACGGCACAACUCAAAAAAGUAUAACAAAACGUGUCUUUACAUCAUUUUUAAGUAGUUCAAAGGAGUAUAAAUAUAGAAUUGGGCCAAGUAAUGUAACUGUAUUGACUUUUUCAUUAUCUCAACUUCUCUCCAGUAUGAUGAUACUGGAUAAUGAUAUCGAAAAUGGUACUGGGUUCGCAACAGCUUGGUCAACUCUAUACUUGAUUGUAAGUGGGCGUGGAAGUAUGCAUGCUCUUUUGAGAUAUGGACGUAUUUGGCCACUAACUUUAACUGGUUUGGCUGGUAGUAAUGCUUUUUUUUAUGGUAAAGAAUAUCUACGUGGAGGCUUCCAUUAA